CUCUCUUCUUCUUUCACUUGAUCCAGUCUGGUGAGGAACCUGAGAUCGAGUGCUGGUUACCAUGAGUGUGGAGAAGAAAGAACCACGCCAGCCAUGCUGCUCCAAACUGAAGAUGUUUCUGGUCUCCUUGUCAUUUGUUUACUUCGCCAAAGCGUUUCAGGGCAGUUACAUGAAGAGCUCCAUCACUCAGAUUGAGAGACGCUUUGACAUCCCCAGCUCUCUGAUAGGAUUUAUAGAUGGAAGCUUUGAAAUAGGUAACCUGUUGGUAAUAGCGUUUGUCAGCUACUUUGGAGCGAAGCUUCACAGACCCAAACUCAUUGGAGCAGGAUGUCUGAUCAUGGCUAUCGGAUCCUUCCUCAUGGCACUGCCUCACUUAUUCCAGGGAAAGUACAAGUAUGAGACGACGAUCACACAUUUCUCAGAGACCAAUGACACUGAGUCUAUUCUGCCAUGUCUUCCCGUUGGGAGCCACGCACACGGGGACGAACCGCUCACCGCAGAGAGUCGGGCUGAGUGUGAGAAAGCAGCAGGAUCCUCCUUGUGGGUCUAUGUAUUCUUAGGUAACAUGCUGCGAGGCAUUGGGGAAACUCCGGUCAUGCCGCUAGGACUGUCCUACCUGGAUGACUUUGCCAAAGAGGAGAACACAGCUUUGUACCUAGCCUGCAUACAGACAGUUGGAAUUCUGGGACCUAUGUUUGGAUUCAUGCUCGGCUCGUUCUGUGCCAAAAUCUACGUGGACAUUGGAGCUGUCGACUUAGACACCAUCUCUAUUAACCACAGAGACACACGCUGGGUGGGCGCAUGGUGGCUUGGCUUUCUGGCCACUGGAGCUGUAAUGUUGCUGGCCGGGAUCCCGUUCUGGUUCCUGCCCAGAUCGUUGCCCAAGCAGGGAGAGGAGAAUAAGAAUGAUCAGGAUGUCCAGCAGGGCGAGCAGGAUGCUUUUAUUCCUUCAGAAGUUAAAAGCAGCACACCGACUGAAAAAUCUGCACCUGUCAGUAUGGUUGCUCUGGCAAAAGAUUUCCUGCCGUCAUUGAGAAGACUGUUCAGCGACCCAAUUUACCUGCUCAUCAUCCUCGCCGGUCUGAUUCAGGUCAGCGGCUUCAUCGGCAUGAUCACUUUUAAGCCCAAGUACAUGGAACAGGUUUAUGGCCAGUCUCCAUCUAAGGUCAUUUUCUUGAUAGGCAUCAUGAAUCUACCUGCUGUAGCACUGGGAGUCAUCAGUGGUGGGUUUGUAAUGAAGAGGUUUAAACUGAGCAUUACUGGAGCAGCUAAAAUCACCAUCUCAUCCUCGGCCCUUUCUUUCUGCCUCCUGCUAAGCCAGUACUUCCUGCACUGUGGAAACACUCAGGUGGCCGGGCUCACCAUGUCCUAUCAGGGUAAGCCGGAAGUUUCCUUCCAGCAGCAGAGUUUAUUGUCCCAGUGUAACACUGGCUGCUCCUGCUCUUUGAAGCACUGGGAUCCAGUAUGUUUUCCUAAUGGCGUUACAUAUGCCACACCAUGCCUCGCAGGCUGCCGAAGCUCAUCUGGGUUGGGCAAAGAAAUGGUCUUUCACAACUGCUCAUGUGUUGCCGAGGCUGCCCUGCCCGCCACGAACAUGUCUGCAGUGUUGGGUCAGUGCCCACGUGAUAACAGCUGUGAUCGCAUGUUUAAGAUUUACAUGGCCAUGUCAGUACUGGGUGCAUUUAUCUCAGCAUGUGGAGCCACUCCGGGAUACAUCAUCCUUCUCAGAUCAAUCCAGCCAGAUCUGAAGUCUCUGGCUCUUGGAAUGCAGACGCUGAUAGUUAGGACUCUGGGUGGAAUUCCUCCUCCAAUUUAUUUCGGAGCCUUGAUUGAUAGGACGUGUUUGAAAUGGGGAACAAAGCGAUGUGGGGGACAAGGAGCAUGUCGACUCUAUAACGCUGAUGCUUUCAGAAUGACAUUCCUGGGUCUCAUCUACGGCCUCUAUGCUCUGACUAUGAUUCUGAGUGUGGUGCUUUUCCGAAAACUCUCACAUCGCCAGAAGCAGCAGAUGCUGGAGAACCAGGGCAAGGCCACAGAGCAGGACACCCCCGGGACGGUCAACGGAAAGCCCACAUCGGCUAUUGUGAAGUGCAAGGACGAGCUGGAUAAAGAGACCUCAAUCUGAAUACAUACAGUGUCUUACAAAAGUGAGUACACCCCUCACA
Molecule: messenger RNA, 2165 nt
Organism: Trichomycterus rosablanca
Lineage: Eukaryota; Metazoa; Chordata; Actinopteri; Siluriformes; Trichomycteridae
Product: solute carrier organic anion transporter family member 1C1-like
Exons: 15
Coding region: 62-2125 (687 amino acids)
Biological process (GO): transmembrane transport; sodium-independent organic anion transport
Cellular component (GO): plasma membrane
Molecular function (GO): protein binding
Source: RefSeq, a predicted model, not a curated record